ACCCAGGUGCCCCGAGGGGAGGUUUUUUUUAAACUGUUCCUUCAGAAGUUUGAAUAGACUCCUUCCUAAUUAAAAGGCAUUCAAUCAUUUCACUAUGCUGGAAAUAGGAGGGGCUCGUAGUACACCUCCCACAGAAAAGAUCUUCCAAAUGAAGGGGUAGCUCAGCACUUCUGAGCACCCCUUUCCCCCUCUUCAGUCCCUUCAGAGCUCAGGGCAGCAGCUCAGCUCAUUCAUUCAUUCCAGGCCGGGGCCUGGGCACACUAUCUCAGCCCGGGCCUCAUGGGGGUUACAGUCCGGUAGGCAGCCCAGUGUCAGCAUCGGGCUGCCAAGAGCAGCUGACGGGGAGUCGCUCUUCCUCUACCUUCUCUGCCUCCUCGGCCGGCCUGGUCCUCUCAGUCAGGCUGCUCUGCCCAAGGGGCUGUGAGGACCCCCGUGUCCUCCGCAGGAUGCACACUGCUCCCCAGCCUCCGGGUGAUCAGGUCUAGGAAGCCCCAGGCCUGCUCCCGCCCGGGCACGUGCGUCUGCGUGCCUAUGGCUUCUUUCACUUUCCAGAUGGUUAUUAAAGGUCACUGAUGUCUCCCUGGGAUGCCCAACAACAGGGAUCACGUCCUCUCCUUGGCCAGGAUGAGGAGGGUCCCAACAGCCUCAGGCUGGGCAGGAGGAGCCUUGCCAAGCCCGCUCUCGCCCCCGGCUGCUCUUUGGCUCCCACCCCACCUCCCAGGCCAGCUGUUUGAGAACAGCUCUGGCUUCUCCAGAACACAGAUCACAGACUCGAAUUACUCAACUCCUCGUGCCUCAGUUUCUCUGAGGGCUUAAAAAAACUCUCAUAGCAUUGUGGUACGGGACACAUGAGGGAGGCAAGUGCAUAGAAAUGUCAGUUGUGAUAAUAAUUAUCAUUGCCAUUAUUCUAUUCAGCUGAAUCCUGCAUUCACAGUCAGGAAGGAUUGCUGAGCCUCCCUAUCUGCUGUUAUCGAAAUGGGGGUGUGGGGAAAUCCCCCUACAAGACUUUUCUCACCUCGCCCCUCCCUGUCCCUUCCUGACUCUUCGGGUUUAAGACAAGGACAAGGACCUCCUUCUCUUCUCUCCCAGGGCUCCUCCGCCACCCCGGGAAAGCUCUCUUUUCAGCUGCCUUUCUCUGUCCGUCUCCUGCUAUUCACCCCACUCCUCCCCUCUCCCUCAUCCCCCACAGACUGAGCAAGGGAGCAGCCCUCACUCCCUCCCGCAUCAUUCACUGCAAACACAUAGCACUCCCGUCCUGUGCUGGCCCUGCUAUGGGCCCCGAGGAGACAGCAGCGAAGCCAACCCUGGGCUCACACCGCACCACACCUGCCGCGGGGCAGGACUGCAGGGGAAGGAGGCCGGCCGAAAGGCAGGUGCACCGGGCGUUCAUUGGCAAGUCCUGUAUGGAUCACGCAGUGUGUCAGGCAGUGUGGGCAGAGGACCUCUUAAGUGCUGGAUCAAAUAUUUCCUGCGCAUGAAUAUAUGUACGUGUGGAAGAUAGCUAAGUGAUCUCUGAACAAAAUGCAUGAGAAGCUAGGAAUGGUGCCCCCCGGGAAGGAGACUUUUUUUACAUCCUUUUGAACUGUUACUGUGCCAAUGUAUUUGCAAUAUACAUUGAAUAUUCAGUAUUCGAUAAUUUCAAUAGAGACUUAAAUAAAAUGUAUAUUCUGUGCAUCCCCUUACCCUCUCCUUAUUAAUCUUUUCCCUCAACCCUCAGCAUCCAUGAUAAAUGACACCUAUUGGUUAUUCUAUUGUAUUGGGUCCUUUUUCUGCCUUCUAAAAAAAUGUAUUUUUAUCUCCGACUGCUCUUCUUUGCAGACACGCAGAGUUUCAGCCACCCUUCCUGUUAAAUGGCCCACAUGCUCCCCCAGGAUAGUGGUUCAGGACAGCGACUACGAACACCCAGACGAACACUCGGACUCAGAGAUGUACGUGCUACCUGCCGAGGAGACUGGCGACGACAGUUAUGAGCCGCCGCCUGCCGAGCAGGAGACAAGAACAGUUCACCCAGCCCUGCCCUUCGCCAGGGGCGAGUAUAUAGACAAUCGGUCAAGCCAGAGGCAGUCUCCGCCCUUCAGCAAGACACUUCCUAGUAGGCCCGACUGGCCUUCGGCAAAAGCAAAAGCCAGGCUGACCUCCACUCUGCCGACCCUGACUUCUCUUCAGAAACCUCAAGUCCCACCCAAACCCAAAGAACUGGAGGAUGAGGUUGAUUACGUGGUCCCUGUGGAUGAUGAAGAUGAGAACUACAUUCACCCCACAGAAGACAGUUCAUUUCCAGCUGAAAAAGCUCCCAUGGUGAAUAGAUCCAUCAAGCCAAAUAACUCCUCAAAGCCAGCCCCUCCUCCAGGGACAGCUUCAGGUAAAGUACAUAGUCCACUAGCCAUACCCUUGCCUCUAGGCUUUCUCCUCCGUCACGAAGAUGAGCUUCUGAAAGCCUCCAAAUGUUGCCAGUUUUAUUCCACUUCAAACCCCAUCUUUUUAUCCCCCAGGAAAAAACCAGCUACACCCCUGAAGACAACUUCAGUUGCCUCUCCACAGAAUGCCACAAGUGUUUGUGAAGAAAAACCUGUACCUGCUGAGCGCCACCGAACAGCUAGCCACAGACAAGAAAAUAUGCAGUCAUCAGUGUUUCCUCCUGCCCAGAAACAAAUCCAUCACAAACCCAUACCUCUGCCAAGUAAGUACAAUGAAGUCAUGGAAAGUACUAUCAGGUUGUGGGUAAGGCUGGAUCCUUGUGUCUGAGCAACAUGUCCAUCUGGAGGAGGUUAGCUCCUCUCUGGCUUGUUUCCUUUUCUGUUAAAUGGAGCCAAGAAUAUUUAUUUCAUAGAGUUAUUUUCAAAAGUAAAUAAAUUUGGGAUAAUUUUUACUUCUUUUUUAAUAUUGAUUGAAUAUUUCACUGGUCAUACUGGUCAUCUUUUACAUUUAAUUUUUUAAUAAAAACAGUACAACUGUUUUCAAAAUAAGAAGAUUAAGUAGCUGGUAUAGUGCUUUGAAUACAGAAGGCCUGCAGUAGAUGAUAGCUAUUUAAGUUAAAGCUCAAGUCAUGCUAAGGGGUCCACCAGAUCCUACACAUCUGGUCCCUUCCUUACCUGUUGGCUGACUCCAUCCCUUGUUCUCCCCUUUUCCCUCCACACUCCAGGCACAGUGGCCCCCAGUCUAUGCUUCAAAUAUGCUAGGCCUUUGCGUGUUGCUAUUACUCCUACCUGGAACAUUUUUUCCUGAGAUAGCCACAUGCCUCCUCCCUCCCUUCCUGCAGAUCUUACCCGAGUGUCACCUCAGUGAGGCCUUCCUGAUCAGCCUAUUUAAACAUACUGUUUAUCCAAGACUAGUCCCCAACCCCUUCCCUGCUUAUUUUUCUCCAUGUAUAUGACUCUGUAAUAUUGUGUAUAUAUUUACUUAUGUCUUUAUUGUCUAUCUCACUCAUUCCAUUAAAAUUUAAGCUCCAGAAGGGCAGGGCAUUUUGCUGUUUUGUUUGACUGCUAUAUAUCUAUCCCCAGUGUUUUGAUCCAUGGCAGGCACACCAUGAUGAACAAACAAAUGAAUGAAUGAAUGAAUGAAUGCAGUGAAGUAUUUUCUCUAUUUCAUGUGUCUCCACAUACAGACUAUAAACUCCUUGAAGAAGUUUAUGCCAUAAGGCAGCAAUUAUCAAAUGUUUUGGUCUCAGGGCCAUGGUAACACUCUUAAAAUCAUUGCAGACCCAAAGAACUUUGGUUCACACGUUUCUUUCUAUUGAUAUUUAAUGUAUUAAUUAAAAACAGACAAUUAAAACAUU
Molecule: messenger RNA, 3775 nt
Organism: Leptonychotes weddellii (Weddell seal)
Lineage: Eukaryota; Metazoa; Chordata; Mammalia; Carnivora; Phocidae
Source: RefSeq, a predicted model, not a curated record